UGUGAACGCAGAAUAGUGAAUUUAGUACCUCACUACUUGGCUACAUUAGCCCCAAUGUUAAUGGUUAUGAUAUGUAAUCCGAUAUUGUAUUUCUUCUCUGCCCGAAAUGUGUCUAGUUUAAUAAAAGCUAGAUUUGGUCGAUUCACCGACCAAGAGAGAGCUGUGAUCAAACAAGUAAAAGAGAAAUUUGCUCUGAUUUUAGCCGUCUUCUAUGUGUGUUGGUUGCCAAAUGUAAUCAAUGCGGUUUUACUUUUCUUCAACUCGAGAUACAAAGAUAAUAGCAGUAUUGAGGCAGGAAUUAUCGUGAUGGAUGUUAUGAUGGGUAUUCUGAAUCCUCUGCAAGCUUUCCUGAAUGCACUUGUGUAUCGUGGUUGGGCCGGUUGCUGUAAUAUAAAACGACCGUUUAGUCGAACACUGAAUGAAGAUGAACGUCCCGGACUGAUGGAAAGUACAUCGCAGUUAUUGGACUCCGGACGUGUUAAAGAAACAUCUCCAUUACUGCUUAAUAAUGAAAACUGAACUGGUUAUUUUAGUCUUGCAUUUUAGCGUUUAAUUGAUGUAAUUUUUAGAUUUCUAUUGAUUAAUUGUACAAAGAAAUGUCUGAAAGUCUAAAGUAUUGUUUUUAUUGACCACAUUAAGACCCACAUUAGACACAAGGCUUUAGUAAGUAGAUGCUGGACGGUUAAUAUGGUAAAUGAUUAAUUGAAUCAUUUCACAACAAAGUUUGUUUUUGUUCGUACCAAACUAUAGGAGAUUUACAUUUGAUCCCAAAUUAACAGAAACAGUGUGCAAAAAGACAGGAAGUGAUGAGGUUCUGAAAGUUUAGUUACUAUCUAUGGUUAAUAAAUCAUUAACUUUGUUAUUAACACUAAGAAUGGGAAA
Molecule: messenger RNA, 882 nt
Organism: Saccoglossus kowalevskii
Lineage: Eukaryota; Metazoa; Hemichordata; Enteropneusta; Harrimaniidae
Product: G protein-coupled receptor 143-like
Biological process (GO): G protein-coupled receptor signaling pathway; regulation of calcium-mediated signaling; melanosome organization
Cellular component (GO): melanosome membrane; plasma membrane
Molecular function (GO): L-DOPA binding; dopamine binding; L-DOPA receptor activity
Source: RefSeq, a predicted model, not a curated record